Molecule: messenger RNA, 1291 nt
Organism: Spinacia oleracea (spinach)
Lineage: Eukaryota; Viridiplantae; Streptophyta; Magnoliopsida; Caryophyllales; Amaranthaceae
Product: annexin D3
Exons: 6
Coding region: 168-1124 (318 amino acids)
Biological process (GO): response to water deprivation; response to cold; response to heat
Cellular component (GO): cytoplasm; plasma membrane
Molecular function (GO): calcium-dependent phospholipid binding; calcium ion binding; phosphatidylserine binding
Source: RefSeq, a predicted model, not a curated record
CAACAAUAAUUCAAUAUUUAUUGUCCAUUUUUUAUUUUAUCGCAUAACCGAAGCUAAAACCACAAGAAAACGUGCCAUCCUUAAUUCCUUAUUAAUAUUUUUACACACCCAAAAACCAUAACACCAAAACUCCACCUCUGUCUUGUGACUUGUGAGAGAAAACAAAAAUGGCGACUGUAACAAUCCCAGAAAUAGUCCCUUCUCCUGAACAAGACUCCGAGACCCUCAAAAAAGCUUUCCAAGGUUGGGGAACAGAUGAGAGAGCAGUAAUAAGAAUACUGGGUAAGAGAGAUGCAAGUCAAAGGAAGAUGAUUACUCAAACUUAUCAACAACUUUAUAAUCAAUCCCUCUUUGAUUCUCUUCGCUCUGAACUUUCCGGUGAUUUCUUGAAAGCAAUACUUUUAUGGACAUAUGAUCCUUCGGAAAGGGAUGCAAGAUUAAUUAAUGAUGCUUUGAAGGCGAAGAAGAAAGGGGUGAAAGAUUUGCAAGUUAUAGUUGAGGUAGCAUGUGCUUCUUCCCCACACCAUCUGAUGGCUGUUAGGAAGGCCUACUGUUCCUUGUUUGAUUGCUCUGUUGAAGAACAUAUUGCAUCAAAUAUACAACUUCCAUUGAGAAAGAUUCUUGUGCGUUUAGUUAGCUCUUACCGGUAUGACAAGGAAGUGGUAGACAUGACUGUUGCCAAACUUGAAGCUGGCCACCUUUAUGAAUCUAUUAAAAAGAAGGAAUUAGACCAUAAUCACAUUGUGUGGAUUCUUGGAACUCGGAAUUUAUUUCAGCUUAGAGCAACAUUUGCUUGUUAUAAGCAGGAAUAUUCUAAUACCAUUGACCAGGAUAUUUUGAAAUGUGGAAAUGGAGAUUUGCAAGAUUUACUGAGAAUCGCCGUCUUGUGCAUUGAAUGCCCUGAGAAGCACUUCGCUGAGGUAAUAAGGGCAUCAGUAUAUGGACUGGGAACAGAUGAAGAUUUACUAACAAGGGCGAUAGUGACUCGUGCUGAAGUGGACAUGGUAAAGAUCAACGAAGAGCAUAACAAGAUGUACAAUGAAAGUGUCGAGGAUGCAAUUAUUGGUGACACUUCCGGCCACUACAAGGAUUUCUUGCUUACUUUGCUUGGCAAACAAAUAUAAGCACGUUGAUUAGAUAAUCCUACAAACCAAUGUGGUCAAUGACCUGGUUUGGUUAUCGCGUUCUGUACUCCAUGUAAUGUUUAUGUAUAUGUGUGAUGUUUGAAUCUGGUUCCGGUAAAUGGUAAUUGAUUGAGCAUUCAUUUACUAUGGGAGACACUUUUGAAAUU